AGGCUUAUUACUGGCUUGAAUAAUCAUGGUGGCAUUUUCAGAUGUAGGCAUGAGGCUUUUGUUUUCAAUAAAUGAUCAGGAGAGAUGUGCUUUGUAGUUGUGGUUUGAGUUGAUUUUCAUUUGGUUUUCUAAUAAAAGUAAUCCUGUUCUCCCAAUAUGGUGCAAAAAUUUAUUCCGUUGUGAAGUUCAUCUCAUGUAAAGAGGCCUCUUCCGUCUCAUGACCUAAGAAUUUUUGAAAGCCCAGUUGAUGUCUCCUAACAAAAGGACCAUGAUAAGGGGUUCAAAGUCAGGGUUCAAACCCCUAUCUCAAUUUGAAAAGGAGAAAAAGACCAUUUCUAAACAAGAGAAUUCGAAGAACAAUAUUUCAAUCAAUAAGCUAUUACUUUCAACACUAGAAACGAAAAUGCAGUCAAUUCUACAGCUCUUUGGCUGGAAAAUAAUACAUCUUCAAGUUUUCUGCAAUAUUUUUUAUGCAAACUCUCUAAGAUCCAUUCUAGUGACCCUUGUUGUCUUUGCGCUGGUUUUCUCUCCCCUGUUGCUAUGUGAUGCAGUUCGAAUUACCUCUCCAGGCUUCUUUGGACCAAAGCGACCCAUAUGUCCUGCUUGUGUCUGUUGCCAAGCUGCGCCACCAGGCUCCUGCUGCAGUUGCUGCGCUUCCACUGUUGGACCUGAGUCCCAAAAUGAAUCUCCAUGACUUCAUAUCUUUCCUCAAUAAUGGGAUUCCAUUUAUCGGUACUAGUUUUUUCGGGUUUUCAAGGCUAAGCGAUGCCCUGUUACAUAUAUGAUAUAUGUCCUAGACAUUUUCCGGGUGCUGUAAUUUCACACAUAUAUACACUCUCAAUAAAUUUAGCAGUGUCCU
This is a messenger RNA of Rubroshorea leprosula, 859 nucleotides long. Lineage: Eukaryota; Viridiplantae; Streptophyta; Magnoliopsida; Malvales; Dipterocarpaceae. The record is from the annotation of a GenBank genome assembly.